This is a messenger RNA of Racocetra persica, 546 nucleotides long. NCBI's taxonomy places the organism in Eukaryota, Fungi, Glomeromycota, Glomeromycetes, Diversisporales, Gigasporaceae. The record is from the annotation of a GenBank genome assembly.
AUGGAGGUCGGACUAUUGAUUGCAUAUGCUGCUUUGGGUAUCAUGGCCAUAGUGCCGAUAUACUACGGCUCGUUUGCAUCAGUCAAAUGGCCUAAGAAAUCAAAACAAAAACAUAAAAGCCCCGGUCGUGAUACGGACUCAUCUUCAGAGGAGGAAUCUUCAGCUGAGUCUUUAUCAACAGAAGACGCUUACCUCUUUCCUAUAUUUGGUUCAGUCGUGUUAUUUUCUCUAUAUCUAAUAUUUAAAUUGUUGGAUAAGGAAUAUGUAAAUUAUCUUGUUACUGCAUACUUUGCAUUCUUGGGCGUAGUUGCAGUAACUAAUGUUGGAGUUCACGUUAUCAAAAGCGUUUUCAAAGUUAAGGUUGACGCUUAUAAACUCGUAUUAACAAAGAAGGCUAAAGGUUGUUUAAAUUUAUCUAUGUUAUCGUUGGAUUCCUUCAAAACGGGCAUGAUUCUUCUUGGCGGAUUAUUUUUCUACGAUAUAUUUUGGGUAUUUGGUACAGAGGUUAUGGUCACCGUAGCAAAGAGCUUUGACGCACCCAUUAAG